AUGGCUUUGAAUAUGAGCAGGCUCGUUACCAUGCCUUCACAUGUGCUGCCAUCUUCCUUUGUCGCUCCUUCACUUCAAGUCUCAUCGUCUCCUUGUUCAUGGCGGACGCGCCCCUCCCCUUGCACCAGCUGCCAUUUAUCGCCAUCAUCAUCGUCAAAGCCACUCCUUGGAAGCCAUGAUUAUUCUUUGCUCAAGUCCUUAACUCUAUCUCCACAUGCGGUGAAUUCUGAAGCUGAUAGCAGCACCAGAAGGAUGAAAGAAGUGAAGGAAAGAACCUGGGAGGCAUUCUAUAGAGCUUGGGAUUCAAGGGCUGCUAUGGAGAUGGUAGACACAGUUGAGAGGCUAGGUCUAUCAUACCAUUUUGAAGGCGAGAUAAAUGCACUAUUGCAAAGGUUCUGCGACUGGAAUGCCAGUGAAGAUCUCUUCACUACUGCCCUUCGUUUCCGGUUGCUUCGCCAAAAUGGGUUCCCAACUCAUUCUGAUGUUUUUGGCAAGUUCAUGGAUAAGAAUGGAAAAUUCAAGGAAAGCUUGACUGAAGACAUAUGGGGUAUGCUGAGUUUACAUGAGGCAUCUCACUUGGGGGCCAAAAAUGAAGAAGUAUUAGCAGAAGCCAAGGAGUUCACAAGGAUUCACCUCAUACAGUCUAUGCCGCACAUGGAACCCCAUUUUAGCAGCCAUGUCGGCCGGGCACUCGAGCUUCCCAGGCACUUGAGGAUGGCGAGGUUGGAGGCUAGAAACUAUAUAGACGAAUAUAGCAGGGAAAGCAACCCGAACUCAGUUCUUCUAGAGCUGGCAAAAUUGGAUUUCGACAUGGUUCAAUCACUGCACCAGAAAGAGUUGGCUGAGAUAGUAAGGUGGUGGAAACAGUUGGGUCUUGUUGAUAAGCUUGAUUUUGCUCGAGACCGGCCGAUGGAGUGCUUCUUAUGGACAGUGGGGAUAUUUCCAGAUCCCAGGCAUUCAAGCUGCCGCAUCGAAUUAACCAAGGCCAUUGCUAUCUUACUAGUUAUUGAUGAUAUUUACGACUCUUAUGGAUCUUUGGACGAGCUUGCUCUCUUCACUGAUGCAGUAAAAAGAUGGGAUCUUGGUGCAAUGGAUCAGCUCCCUGAGUACAUGAAGAUAUGUUACAUGGCAUUGUACAACACUACUAAUGACAUUGCAUACAGGAUCUUGAAGGAGCAUGGAUGGAGCGUCAUAGAAGACCUAAAACGAACGUGGAUGGACAUCUUUGGAGCUUUCCUAGCUGAAGCCUAUUGUUUCAAAGGUGGCCACGUACCCUCACUAGAAGAGUAUCUAACUAAUGCAGUUACCACUGGAGGCACAUACAUGGCCUUGGUGCAUGCUUUUUUUCUUAUGGGGCAAGGUGUUACUAGGGAAAAUAUGGCCAUGUUGAAGCCCUAUCCCAACAUCUUCUCCUGCUCAGGGAAAAUUCUUCGGCUUUGGGAUGACUUGGGAACUGCAAGAGAGGAGCAAGAGAGAGGAGAUAACGCGUCGAGUAUAGAAUGCUACAAGCGAGAGCGAGAGAUGGAUACUGUGUUGGAAGAUGAAGCCUGCAGGAAACACAUAAGGCAGAUGAUCCAGAGCUUGUGGGUAGAGCUCAAUGGGGAGCUGGUUGCUUCGUCUGCAUUGCCUCUUUCAAUCAUCAAAGCUGCCUUUAACCUCUCAAGAACUGCACAAGUCAUUUACCAGCAUGGAGAUGAUAACAAGACUUCUAGUGUUGAAGAUCAUGUACAAGCAUUGCUCUUUAGGCCUGUUUCCUCUAAUGGGCAUGCUCAAAUUACCAUGCAUUAG
This is a messenger RNA of Vitis vinifera (wine grape), 1788 nucleotides long. RefSeq names its product geraniol synthase. The record is from RefSeq and is marked provisional. Gene Ontology annotation, biological process: diterpenoid biosynthetic process. NCBI's taxonomy places the organism in Eukaryota, Viridiplantae, Streptophyta, Magnoliopsida, Vitales, Vitaceae. Gene Ontology annotation, molecular function: terpene synthase activity; magnesium ion binding.